AACCGCAUCUCCGCUUUCUUCGUGAGACACGUCUUCUCUUUUGUUUUGUACUAGUAGUGUAGCGCUGCGCUUCCCAACCAGAAGGUUAUCAAACCACCAAACCUUUUUUUUGCCCUUCCCCACCGCGCCCCUUAUCGAUUGAGGCCGAACGGAAGUUUUGCUGUUCUGCCACAUUCAGUGGCAGUCUGCACACGCAAUUGAUCAACAAGCGAACUAAGAAAGUUGCUACCGAAUAAGCUCUCGCUGCACCUGACUCCAUCCAUCCUGUGCGCAAACAAGAACGUGUCGCGGGGCCACAUAGCUUUUCAUCAUCCCUCCAUCGCGCGACUCUGACCACGUCUCGGCAUCAUGUCGGACACGGAGAGCGUCGACUACCUGCAAGCGGACUUCGACCCGUGGUCGCUGACCGUCCCGCGCCUGCGCUCCAUCCUCGUCACACACAACGUCCCAUAUCCAUCAACGGCGAAAAAGCCACAGCUGAUUGACUUGUUCAACGAACAUGUCCAACCGCAGUCGAGGCAACUCCUGGCGACACGCGCGCGUGCGAAGCGGUCGAGUAGAGGGAUCGUGGACGCUGAUUCCCAGAGCACGACGAGCACCGACUUCAAUGACGAGGUCAUGCCGCCCCCGCCUUCGGCGAGGCGGUCUCGGUCGCCGAGAAAAACUACCAGGAUCAAGCGCGAAUCUGAGGAGCCUGAUCGUGUUGCCCCAACACCGGUCUCCGCACGGCGCCGGGAAAGUCCUCGGAAGAGGCAAUCGCGGUCGGCGACCGCCCAGCUAGCGCCCGCUUCCGACACCGAUACAGCUCCCGAGGCUGAGCCACCUCGAUCUGUCAGGCGUGAUCGGCAUGUGAGCCCGGUGCCCAAGCUAGAGCCUCCAGAGGAAGACGACUUCUUCAAGCGAACGCCCGAAACCGCGAGCGUGUUCAGCAGCGAAAACCCUUUCCAGAGUGGAGCCAAUUCGCCGGCUUCUGCUUUGAAAACGCCCACUAACCGCCGGAAGACCUCUGGCUUGGACUCUUUUCUAAAGCAUACGCCUUCUACUGCUCGCCGGCGGACGGACGCCCACGUUUUCGGGGAUGCGGAAGCCUUUCCGACCGUUUCUCGGAGCAUUGAGAUGCCCCUCAGUCGGGUCACUAGGCCCAAAACACCCGAGGUUGAGGCUGACGAAGAGUUCACCCCUGAAGAGCAGCUGGCGCUCAACCAGGAAGAGGCAGCCCACCCUGAGUUGGCUGUUGCGCGGAGGGCCGGCGAACCUUCGCCGAAGCGCGGCGGCUCAAGCUUGGCGACUCCCAUCUGGGUUCUCAUUACAACACUGUUCGUCGCCUACGCAGCGUGGUACAGGCAAGAGAAGAUUGCAGUGGGAUAUUGUGGGCUUGGGCGGCAGCCGACUCAAUUAGUCCCUGCCAAUAUCCAGCUUCCGGAGUGGGCCGUUGAGCUAGGCUCGAAAUUGGAUAUUCACGACAUCCAGAACGUCCCCGUCCCAGACUGGCUUACCGGUGUCCUCGAGCCGCAGUGCGAGCCUUGCCCUCCACAUGCCUACUGUUACGAGGACUUCACAGCUCGCUGCGAGCCCGACUUCAUCCUGAAGCCUCACCCACUUUCCCUCGGCGGCCUUGUCCCUCUGCCUCCCACCUGCGAGCCUGACGGCGAAAAGGUCCGACGUGUCCAGGCCGUCGCCGACAAGGCGGUCGAGGAGCUGCGUGAUCGAAGGGCCAAGUAUGAGUGCGGUGAGCCGCUUGAGCCCGAGGGGGAGCCUUUGGACAGCCCCGCCCUGGAAGAGCAAGAGCUGAAGGAGAUCCUUAAUAAGAAGCGCAGCAAGAGAAUGGCCGCUGAAGAGUUCGACGAGCUCUGGGCUGCGGCCAUCGGUGAAGUCAAGGCACGGGAUGAAGUUGAAGUUCACCAGGAGCAAACUGAGGCUCCCGAAACCGGAGGUGCCGUUGCCUUUCCAGCCACCAAAAUAUCGUCCACCUCUCUCGCUCGCCUUUCGUACUCCUGUGCGCUCCGCCGAUCCGUCAAACUCGGAGUGGCUCGACAUCGAGUCAGCAUUGGUGGACUGAUUCUCUCACUGCUGUCCCUCCUCUACGGCCGCCGCCGCUACAUCCACAACCGCGCCCUGGCGGCGCAGAUUCCAGCGCUAGUGGACGAGGUCUUGGAUCGUCUGGCCAACCAGAAGGAGGUUGCCUUCGAAGCCGGCGACGAGGACGCGUUCCUCUUCCUCCCAAAUCUACGCGACGAUGUUCUCCGCUCGAUGCACAGUCUUUCGGACAGGGAGCGGCUCUGGCAACGCGUGCGCGCCGUUGUCGAGCAGAACAGCAAUGUCCGCACAGGGCAGCGUGAGGGUCGUAAUGGCGAGGUUGGGAGGGCCUGGGAGUGGAUAGGACCCAGCAGGCUCGGUGCCGGCGACGGUUCGUCCCACCGGCGGCGCAAGAGUGGACGCGUCUCGUGGGGCCCGGAUGUGAAGAUGGAGAUCGAGGAGGCUUCCAGCAAGCCGGCGUCGGAAACGCUGGAACGGAAGGCCGUCCACCGGAAAUGGGAGGAAGGUCGCCCUAUUUACUAAUCAUGACCGAGACGCCAUCGGUGAUAAGCUCUAGGACAUGUUAAAACUCUUUUUGUACCGUUCUAUGUAUGUCUUUUGCAUUACAUUCCUUGGCCUGCAACCACUCGGACUGGUCACCCCCUAGCAGAACAGGGGGAAUUGGCUGGCUGUUUGGGCUCUUGUCAUACUGCUAUUUCUUUUUUAUCUUUCCUCUUUUUGAUCCUACUUCCAAUUUUCAGUCGGCUUUCUGAGAAUUUGGACGGCGUUUGGGAAGAUUGGACGCGCAGGCAAGCAACGGCUUGGUAUUCCACCUGAUACCCCUAUUCCCAGCGAGGGGACCUAAACACACAAGAUCGAACUUUCACACUUACUUACACUCAAUAUUACCUACCCUUUACCUCAGACCAUGCCUAGACCGUGAAUUGUAGAACUUUCCCUCCUGGCCAUCUAACCCCCCA
Chaetomium strumarium is the source of this 2996-nucleotide messenger RNA. RefSeq names its product Man1-Src1p-C-terminal domain-containing protein. Lineage: Eukaryota; Fungi; Ascomycota; Sordariomycetes; Sordariales; Chaetomiaceae. Gene Ontology annotation, molecular function: chromatin binding; DNA binding. The record is from RefSeq and is a predicted model, not a curated record. Gene Ontology annotation, cellular component: nuclear inner membrane. Bases 349 to 2559 code for a protein of 736 amino acids. The transcript has 2 exons.